Messenger RNA from Gloeophyllum trabeum ATCC 11539, 2051 nucleotides. RefSeq lists its product as uncharacterized. Gene Ontology annotation, cellular component: GARP complex. Lineage: Eukaryota; Fungi; Basidiomycota; Agaricomycetes; Gloeophyllales; Gloeophyllaceae. Bases 98 to 1843 code for a protein of 581 amino acids. The record is from RefSeq and is a predicted model, not a curated record. Gene Ontology annotation, molecular function: syntaxin binding. Gene Ontology annotation, biological process: retrograde transport, endosome to Golgi; endocytic recycling; Golgi to vacuole transport. The transcript has 12 exons.
CGCCACCACUGUAACUUGUGCUACGCUACAACCUUGUACUUAAUCGCUGCAUUCGACUCUUUCAAGAGCUACUGCUCUGUAAGCAAGCAACCAGAGCAUGGCAGCACUGGAGGAUGGUGUUGGUGCAGCGUCAGGCUCCCACUUCCCGAGUGACGGCCCAAGCCCAUCCUUCAAAGAGAAAGCCAGGGAAUAUGUCGAUCUACAUGACCAAGUGGAAUCGAGUGUGACACUCUUGGAUUCAAUUGAGACCUUCCUCUCAACCUUCCAGAAAGAUCUCUCGGCUGUAUCUGGCCAGAUUUCUGAUCUUCAAGGACGCAGCCAGGACAUCGAGCGGAGACUCAAGAGUCGUAAGAAAAUAGAGAAACCAUUGUCGAACCUCAUUGAUGAUCUCGUCAUCCCGCCUUCCCUUGCCCUACUUAUCCUGGAUUCGGAGGUUGGGGACUCAUGGAUACCCGCCGUGGAGCAAUUGGAACGUUUAUUAGGCACAUACAAAGCUCGCAUGCGUGUCAAGGCAGCACGGGAUCUAGCUGAAGUGGCUGAAGGGCUUCGUAUCGUUGUUGCCACAAAAGCCCGAGCGUUCUUCCUAGCUCUCAUCCGACCUAUACGCAAUAGCAUGAGUACCAAUGUUCAAGUUAUUCAGACCUCUGUGCUCUUAAAGUACAAGCCUCUGUUCGCUUUCCUGCAACGACAUGCCAGCGAUGUCGCUCAGGAAAUACAACGAACAUAUGUAAGCGCGGCACGCACGUACUACGAAACAGGGUUUCGUCGUUACAUCCGCAGUCUCGGAUGGAUUAAGGCCAGAGAUGUGGAGAAAUCAGAGCCUCUAACUGCGGGCGGCGAAGUCGACACCCCAGAGGCCCUGUCGGCUCGCCUUGCGUUUGCGCGUAUUGAUGGACCAGGAGUAACCCUUGCCUAUAUGGCGGAUGACAAGGCACAUAAAGAACCAAUCGAGGCCCUCCUGCGUUCUGUGCUCUUGGUCCUGAUGGAUAACGCGACGGCAGAGUACACAUUUGUGACCACUUUCUUUUCUCAUGAGCAACCGGGUACUCGUGCCAAUCCUAUGCAAUCGCCGACAUCACUUCUAUCGCCCACUGAUGGCGCAUUUGAGGACCGGCUUUCAGCCAUAGGCUCCGACGCCGGCACACCCCGACAGAGAGCAGGAAGCGUAUCCUUUCCUACCACACCACCGAGCCUUGCGAAAGAAGAACAGGCGGCACUGGAUGCUGCCUGGAAACAAACCUUUGAUCCUUCAUUGGAGUACUGUCAGACUUUCGUCAGAUCCUUGCUUGAGCCCAUUCCUCCGGUUAUUCCUCUCCUCACGAUGAUCCGGUUGACUGAGGAUGUUAUGGCGGAAGUGCAGAUACGCGAGUGCCCACCACUGGAGUCAUUUAUUUUCAAGAUCCGGCUUGAGAUGUGGCCGAUUUUCCAGAAGGCAAUGGCUGAGCACGUCGAAUCGUUGAAGAAACUCGCGGAAGGCACUGCUUCCGGAUUCUUCAGUCGAGGCACAGUUACCACUGAUCCUCAGGUCGCAACGAUUUGUCAGCGCUAUGUAACGAUUUUCAACUCCUUCAUCGCGCUCACGCAGCAGCCCGAAGAGACCAUGAUCUUCUCGAACCUGUCUCGCCUGAGACAAGAGAUCGAGAAACUGGUAGUGUCGCAUUCCGAGAAAAUUGGCGACCCCAAGAGACAAGCGACUACCCAGUCCAGAUUGUAUGAGCUCGUGCUACAAGGCCUUAACCGAAGGUCUACGUCCGUCGCUCACCCGAAAGUCCAAGCAGAGAUUGAGCAUUGGCGUAAAAGAGAAGAAGACGCACGGAAGAAGAUAUUGACCAAGAAUCGAUGAAGAGUACUAGUAUUGUCCUAACUCAGCCACUCGCUGUCGCGGACAAUAAAGGUAUAUUAUGCAGUGAGAUCACGAUGCUAUGCGCAAUCUACGUCUUAUAUGGAGGAAUCAGCGUACUCGACCUGUCAGAUUUUGGAUUAGCUUCCUUGCGUUUAUGCUGACAUACGAGCAUACCUAUUGUCUGUUUUCGGUAGGGGCGACAAGGAUG